AUGGCGGGCCAGGUCCUCCAGGCCAACCUUAACCGCGCCCGCCGGGCUCAGGAUCUUUUCCUCCAGAGCCUGGCGGAGCGCGGUUACGCGUUGGGCAUCGCGGCGGAGCCCUUCAGGCCCCCCGCGGACAGCCCCAGUUGGGCCGUCGGCGGGGGGGGCCUCGUCGCGAUCGUGCGCGGCGACGCCGCGGGCUCCCCUCCCCUCCGAGUGUUGGAGGUCGGGGGGGAGUUCGUGGCGGCGCAGUGGGGAGGCAUCACCGUGGUCGGGGUCUACGUGUCCCCGAGCCUGAGUCUCGCCGAGUACGAGGGGUUCCUGGACAGGCUGGGGGGUGCAUAG
Messenger RNA from Ooceraea biroi (clonal raider ant), 336 nucleotides. RefSeq lists its product as uncharacterized. The record is from RefSeq and is a predicted model, not a curated record. NCBI's taxonomy places the organism in Eukaryota, Metazoa, Arthropoda, Insecta, Hymenoptera, Formicidae.